UCUAACUUGAAGACUACAUACAUACAAAGUUCAACGUUCAACGUUCAACGUGGACAUCGAAAACCAAGCUGGCUUCGGUUUUAGCAAUAUAUCUUAGAUCUUGCCGGCCUUUAUUUUAUGUCUUUGUUACCAAACCGGCCCAGAGCCCGCAGCAGCUCAGCACGUCCCCAGUCCACUACUUCCAAAGAGAAAACGAAAAGCAAUUUAGCAUCUACUCCUCCCGACGUUAUCGAGCUCACAGACUCAAGUGACGAGGACUGUGUCACUACGAAGAAAUCGUCGCGCGACGUUACCCGAUCUGGUCAUACCCUACCUCGAACACAAUCGACUCCGAAGCCACUUGGUACUUCGGCAUCUGCGGAAAAUAUCCCUUCAUCCUCCGCUCAACGAGAAUCGAAAACGAAAAUGUUCCCGCAUUCCUUGCCAAGCGACGAAGAAAACGUUCCUCCGUCGCGAAAUUCCAAUUUGCCUUCCAUUAUCGAAGACUUCGUCGUCGUUGAUCUGGUGCCACUCAAGCACCUCGAAGGUGACCAUGUUGAAAAAAAUCAACUCAUGGAAAUGCAGGCAGAGAAAAAUGCUCAAUUGUCAAUGCUUUCUCAAGUGUUAGAGCUUGUUCCCGAUGUGCAACCAGAGUAUGCUGAGGAACUGAUAUUGCAGCAUUCCACUACUCGUCAGGGUGAGGUCUUGGAGGCAGUCAUUCACGCACUUUUCGAAAACCCAGCAUAUCCAAAGAUUGACAAGAAAGGAAAGCGAAAGUCAACAGAACAGCAUCACGAUGAAGGAGGCCACAAAAAGCCCCGUUUAGACGAGCCGGAUUAUUCGCGGUUAGACCGAGAAUACAAGGGUGGUGUUCACUAUUCCGACUUGAGCAUCGAGCAUCUCAUGGUCGAUUUUCCGGAUAUUCCUAAGCCUUACAUACGGAAAAUCCUUUAUGCCAACAAGAGUCUGUAUGCGCCUGCUCAUCUGUAUCUCCGUGAAGAACAGCAGCGUGGUCCACCUUUCGCCUAUGUUCCGAAGAAGACACUCUACAAACCAUCAUCCAAAGGGAAACAUCGAGCGUUAGAAGAUGCUGAAUUUGAACAGGAGCGGGCUUGGCUGUUAGAAAAACUGAAAGGAGAUGAUGUCAAGAUGGAUGGUGCUGUUGCUGAACGAGUCAACCAGCAAGAAUACGAGGAAUGUGGAGAUGGUAUAGAAUGUGGAUGCUGCUUCACAACAUAUCCAUUUGACAAGAUGAUUCAAUGCCCGGAUGCACAUCUUUUCUGCUCGGAUUGUAUGAGCUCUUAUGCCGAAAACUUGCUAGGUGCACACAACAUCAAUAUCAUCUGCAUGGAUCAGUCGGAAUGUAAGCUUCUGUUCCCAGUCUCAGAGCUUCGUCGGUUCCUUUCCGACAAGCUUCUGGAGCUAUACGAACGCGUAAAGCAGAGGAAGGAGAUCGAAAUGGCUGGUUUGGAAGGGUUAGAAGAGUGUCCCUUCUGCGAAUACAAGUGUGUCAUCGAAAACCCGAAUGAGAAGCUUUUUCGUUGUGGCAAUGAGAAAACGUGUGGUGCAAUCACUUGUCGACAAUGUAAAAAAACGGAUCAUCUCCCAAAAAGCUGUAAAGAGAUGGAAGAAGACAAAGUUCUUGACGGUCGCCAUCUUAUUGAGGAAGCGAUGACUCGUGCACUGAUGAGAAAUUGUCCUCAUUGUGAUAAAUCCUUUGUCAAAGAAGAAGGAUGUAACAAAAUGACAUGUCCUCAUUGCCACACCCUCUCAUGUUAUGUUUGCCGACAACAGGUAACAGGUUAUGACCAUUUUAAUCAGGCUAAUCCUAGAGCUCCCGGAUCGAGCAGCAGCAAAAAAUGUCCCUUAUGGGAACCUGUUGAAAGCCGCCACGCCCAGGAGGUAAAGGCUGCUGCCGAAAAGGCAUUAGAGGACUACAAGCGCGACAAUCCAGACGUUAGUGAGACUGACAUCAAGGUCGAUGUUCCGAAAUUCCCUGGGCAUGUGCAAGCACCCAAUGCGGCUGCUGAUCCACUUGGAUACGGUCUUCCUGGCAUGCCCAGAAACAAUCCUUACGCACCAAUGGCAAUGCAACCGCAUCUUCAACAUGUUCAUAACAUCCUACGCCAUCGCGCCGCGCUUUACGCGGCGGCUCUUCCCCCAGCUCCAGACCCUCCACAACCUCCGGCCCCCGUUCGUGCUGUCAGAGUGCAGCCAAGAGGCCAUAGGCACAGAUGGCGUUGAACUUAAACAAAUAGUUUUGAUUCAAGUACGUUCAUAAACAUGUCUAACAUAUUCACCAUCAUAUUUAAUUGGACGUACUUGAUAUGAAACUUAUUGUUCAACAGGUCAUCAGUUUGUAGCUACUUAGAGCGAUACGAAAAAUUUGCACUA
This is a messenger RNA of Lentinula edodes (shiitake mushroom), 2373 nucleotides long. RefSeq lists its product as uncharacterized. The transcript is spliced from 10 exons. Bases 118 to 2223 code for a protein of 701 amino acids. Gene Ontology annotation, molecular function: zinc ion binding. Lineage: Eukaryota; Fungi; Basidiomycota; Agaricomycetes; Agaricales; Omphalotaceae. The record is from RefSeq and is a predicted model, not a curated record.